Rosa rugosa (rugosa rose) is the source of this 1554-nucleotide messenger RNA. RefSeq names its product zinc finger CCCH domain-containing protein 44-like. The record is from RefSeq and is a predicted model, not a curated record. Gene Ontology annotation, molecular function: DNA binding. NCBI's taxonomy places the organism in Eukaryota, Viridiplantae, Streptophyta, Magnoliopsida, Rosales, Rosaceae. Bases 1 to 1554 code for a protein of 517 amino acids. The transcript has a single exon.
AUGAAGAAACAGGGAAUGAACAUAGACCUGGAUGAAGCAGAGGACUGGUGCUUCGUCUGCAAAGAUGGUGGAGCCUUGAGGCUGUGUGACUACCAGGGCUGCACCAAAGUCUAUCACCCCAAAUGUGUGGGAAGGAAGAAUACUUUUCUCAAAAGCGAGAGGCGAUGGAUUUGUGAUCACCACUCUUGUUCAGUGUGUUGCUCCGGGAUCAAAAUCGGCUUCUCUUGCCUUCUUUGCACAUUUUCAGUGUGUGAGAAUUGCCGCAAAAGUAGUGAUGACUCUGAGUUUGCGGUGGUGAGAGGGAAGGAGAAAUUAGGCCUCUGUGAGGAUUGUUUAGAGCUUGUUAGGCUUGCGGAGGAGAAUGCGGAGUAUGAUGGAGAUGGAGAUAGGUUGGACUUUGAGGAUCAGGAGACAUUCGAAACCGGAUUUAAAGAGUGUUGGGAGAUCAUCAAGGAAAAAGAGGGCUUGACUUUGGAUGAUAUAUCUGAAGAAAGAAGAGAGAUGAUAGAUGAAGAGGAAAUGACAUUGAAAGAACUUCUCCUGCGGAAACACAACAACCGAAAAUCAGAUCAUGUGGCAUCAUUUGAUUCUGAGGAAAAGCCUAAGAAAGUGGUUUGUCCUAAUUCUCCUAGGAAUACCGAAGAAAAUGGGAUGAGCGAGGAUGAGGAUGAUGAAACUACAGUGAAAACUUUUUCGCUGCACAAACAGAGGAAGAGAAAAUUAGUGAUCUCAGAUUCUGAGACAUCAUCUGAUUCUGAGGAAAAGGAGCCACAUUUAGAGAAUGGGAUUAGUGAGGAUGAUGAAGAUGAAAUUACACUGACAGAUCACGCCGCGUGCAGAUUACACAAGAAGCCAAAACUGGUGAUCUCUUCUGAUGUUACAUCACUUAAUUUUGACAAAAAGUUUGAGGAAAAGGAGGAAGUGAUGGAUCCUAAUCCCACUAGGAACGCCGAAGAAAGUUGUUUUGCGUCUGUAGUUGCUAGUAAUAUGAAGCUUGUCUACUUACGAAGGAGCUUGGUGGAGGAGUUGAUGUCAAAGCAGCCUGAUAAAUGGGAGAGAAAGGUAGUGGGAAGCUAUGUAAGAGUGGAAAAUGACCCCAAAGACUAUUUCCGGGGAAAUUCCUCUCACCAACUUACACAAGUCAAAGGCAUAACUAGGAAGCACGACGGUGAAGAAAUUCUCCUACAACUGCUCACAAGAGAUGUUCCCAUUUCCUUGCUAUCGGAUUGCGAUUUUACCGAGGAAGAAUGUGGGGAUUUGCGAGACAGAGUGGAGAAUUAUCUGAUAAGGAGACCUACCGUUGUUGAGAUUGAACAUAAAGCAAGAGAGCUGCACGAGGAUCUAACAAAGGAUUGGAUUGAGAGAGAAUUCAUCCGGUUAAUGAAUUGCAUUCGUCACGAGACAAAUCAGAGUGGAUGGAUCAGCACGAAGUUAUCCAAGUAUUUGGAGCUUAGAGAGAUGCUAAAGCAAAUAUCAGAACAGGAAAGACUCUUGCAAAAGGAGCCACAAGUCAUUGCAGAGGUCUUGGACUUGAGCGACUUAUGCCUUGUUUAA